CCACUGGGUCCAGCAGCAGCACGAGAAGAAGCGCAGGAAACGUGAUUUCGCGAACGACCCAUCCAUAUCCCCCUUCAGUCAAUUCGUAGGCGACAUAGCACCCUCCGCUGAACAUCCCGUUCACGGGCAACCCCACUACAGGGCCAUACCGUCGGUGACCUUCCCGGAUCCGCUCUUCAGGGAGCAGUGGUACCUGAACGGCGGUGCCAAAGACGGAUUGGACAUGAACCUGGCGCCGGCAUGGCAGAAAGGGUACACCGGCAAAGGAGUGGUGGUGUCAAUCCUCGACGACGGCAUCCAGACCAACCAUCCAGACCUCGCUCAAAAUUACGAUCCGCUGGCCAGUACAGAUAUCAACGGUAACGACGACGACCCCAUGCCCCAGGACAACGGAGACAACAAGCACGGCACCAGGUGCGCUGGUGAGGUGGCCGCUGUGGCCUACAACCAGUUCUGCGGUAUAGGAGUCGCCUAUAAUGCUAGCAUAGGAGGUGUGAGGAUGUUGGACGGCGUGGUCAACGACGCCGUAGAAGCCAGAGCUCUAGGCCUCAACCCCGAACACAUCGACAUCUACAGCGCCUCUUGGGGCCCCGAGGACGACGGCAAGACCGUGGACGGUCCCGGGCCUCUGGCCAGGAGGGCCUUCAUCUACGGCGUCACCAGCGGAAGGAAGGGCAAGGGCUCCAUAUUCGUGUGGGCCUCAGGGAACGGAGGGAGACACACCGACUCCUGCAACUGCGACGGCUAUACCAACAGUAUUUUCACUCUUAGUAUAUCCAGUGCCACCCAGGGAGGGUAUAAGCCUUGGUAUUUGGAAGAAUGCUCUUCAACUCUCGCCACCACCUACAGCUCAGGAACACCGGGACACGAUAAAAGCGUCGCCACAGUCGACAUGGACGCUAGACUACGUCCUGAUCAUAUCUGCACAGUGGAACAUACGGGUACAUCGGCAUCUGCUCCUCUAGCCGCCGGCAUAUGCGCCCUAGCCCUAGAAGCCAACCCCACGCUGACCUGGAGGGACAUGCAGUACCUAGUGGUGCUCACUUCCAGGCCAGCUCCCUUGGAAAAGGAAUCCGGCUGGAUCGUAAACGGCGUACGGAGGAAGGUGUCACACAAGUUCGGCUACGGCCUGAUGGACGCUGGCGCUUUGGUUACUCUUGCCGAGAAAUGGACCACCGUACCGCCCCAGCACAUCUGCAAGAGCCAGGAGAUCGUCGAGGACAGGCAAAUCCAGCCGGCCUAUGGCACCGCUUUGGACUUCUUCAUGGACGUCGACGCGUGCAGCGGCACUCUGAACGAGGUCCGCUUCCUCGAACACGUCCAAUGCAAAAUCUCCCUCAGAUUCUUCCCUCGCGGCAACCUAAGGAUCCUCCUAACCUCCCCCAUGGGCACCACCUCCACCCUCCUCUUCGAGAGACCCCGCGACGUCGUCAGCUCCAACUUCGACGACUGGCCGUUCCUCAGCGUCCACUUCUGGGGCGAGAAAGCCGAGGGCCGCUGGCACCUGCAGAUAGUCAACGCGGGCAACCGUCACGUCAACCAGCCCGGGGUGUUGAAGAAGUGGCAGCUCAUCUUCUACGGCACCUCCGUGAAUCCUGUCAGACUCCGACCCACCAACGGGGCCAGAUCCACGCCUUGGAAGUCUCCGCUGAACACCUUCACCUUCCCCACCCAAUCCCAACCUGUCACACAGGUUACCGACAAUUUCUUCGAUGCCGACGUCUACAACUUCGGGAACGUCUACGCGUUCGCUGGUUCCGAUCCUGAGGUGGCCAUAAGUUCGUUGGAUGGUAAGAACACGAAGGUGCGCGAUAACGUUAACAACAACGUCGAUGCGGAGGAGGAGACCAAGGAGAACUGCGACGAGCAGUGCGACGACCAGGGCUGCUUUGGAAGGGGGUCCACCAAGUGUAUAGCUUGCAGGAACAAGAGGAUGGACAAGACGUGCGUGUCGUCGUGCCCGCCGAGGAGCUACUCGGACACCCAGGGCAUCUGCCAGCCGUGCCACGAGGCCUGCGAGACGUGCACGGGGCCCGAUCAGAAGAGCUGCCUCACUUGCUCCCCAGGGCACGUGAGAGUUAUCGAUCUGGAUAUAUGCCUGCAACAAUGCCCCGAGGGGUAUUAUGAGAAUUUCGCGGACAAAACCUGUAUCCCAUGUCACCCGAACUGCGCCGGUUGUCAGGACCGCCCUGAUCGUUGCACAAGCUGCGACCACCACCUCCUGCUCUACCAGAACAGAUGUCUGGCUUCCUGUCCUACAAACACGUACGAGACCGAUGACUACGGGUGCUCCAGCUGCCACGAGUCCUGCGAGACCUGCAGCGGCUCCAACAGUUCCCAGUGCAUCUCUUGCCCGUUCGGACACUUCUGGCACGAGGGCCGCUGCGUGAAGGAGUGUCCCGCCCACCACUACGCCGACACGUACCAGCGUGAGUGCAUCGAAUGCCCUCCGGGUUGCAGCGAGUGCAACAAGACCACCUGCAUCUCCUGCCUGGACGACUGGAAGGUCAACGCUAAGGGCCGGUGCGUGUCGCAGAACAGCGACCGCUGCGACGUCGACCAGUAUUUCGAUAGCGGCAACUGCAAACCCUGCCACUCCACCUGCGACUCAUGCGACGGGCCCACGGAAAAGGCUUGCCUGUCGUGCGCCAGUCCGCUCAUCCUCCAGGGCACCAAGUGCGUGGGCAAGUGCGACAAGGGCUUCUUCAGCGAGAGGGAUAAUCAGUUGUGCGAGCCCUGCUUGCACACCUGUUCCAGAUGCUUCGCCAAGACCAACUGUACGGAGUGCAAAACCGGCCUACAGCUUCAGAGCGGCGAGUGCCGUGCCGCCUGCGCCACCGGGUACUACAGCGAUAAGGGACUGUGCAUGAGGUGUUACAUGAGCUGCAAGACCUGCAGCGGGCCUGGACCGGACCAAUGCGUGAGCUGCCCAAACGGUUGGCAACUGUUAUCGGGCGAGUGCAGGCCAGACUGCCCGGAAGGCUACUACAAAACCGAAUACGGGUGUCAGAAGUGCCAUUACUCCUGUCGAAAUUGUGCAGGUUGCAAAAUGCAGGAGGGCAAGAGGAAGAUCAACGUGGAAGCAUUGCUUUUGUCUGCGCAACCCGUAUCAACUCUCCAAAUAGUGAACCCCUUCAACUUUAUCACCGGAGUAGCAAUAAUCGCGUGCUUGUGCAUAAUUAUACUUUUCAUCACGAUCUUCAUCAUACUUCAGCGGAACAGCAUGCAAGUGCAGCAGAGGGGCUACAGCAGGGUGUCGAUAAAGAAACCGAAGGUCACGUGCAACUACAACGUGGUGGCGGUCAGCGACGGCGACUCGAGCGACUCCGACAGUUCAGAGGGCCACAACCUGAUCACGCCCAAACCUCAACGGACUGCAUGUUGAGAAACAGUAGAAUGAAAUUCAAGCUAUAGUGUAAAUAAUACAAAAACAAAAAUCUGUCUUCAUUGUUCUCGUGUCGUUUUUUACUUACCGAUACCGUUAGGCCGAGGAGGCUGCGGCGAUCCACACCGCGACUUUUCCCCGCUCUCCCCCACUCUUUCUCCCGAGAACGGUUACAUUUAAAGGUAAGCAAAUUAAAAAUUUGGCGGGCGAAAUGGAGGCCGCGUGGAUCGCCGGAGUUUCCGGUUCGGCAGUUUAGUUGAUCGAACAUAAAUAGAUGUACCGCCUAAGUAUGUAAAUAUAUGAAGUGAACCCCGAGGGAAGCCGGAAAGUUAACCAUGAUGUACCAGAAUCCUAAGUGUGUCUAUUGUUUUAAAGUUACUGUAAGGUACCAAUGAAGACAGCUCAAUGUAAAAAAAGUAAAUUUUAAGAAGCGAAACUUAAGUGCUCUUGAUAUUUCAUGUCGUAAAUAUAGUUAUUUUUAAAUGUACACUUUGUAUAUAAUCAAUAUAGAUAAUUGUUUCAAUGUUAUUUAUGAAAUUUUACCAUUUAUACAUCCAGAAUUAUAUCCUAUUUGUAAUUUUCGGCGAUAUAUUGAUUUCUAUAUAUUUUUUUUAAUUGUGAUGUCGGCGGAUAUUUUUGUGUUGCGUUUGGGGACGAUUCGGAGUCCUAGAGCGCGAGAUUUGAAAUGAAUACAUCAAGGAAUAUUUUAUUCUUUUUUCCUGCACGUUCUACGGCAAUGGAAAAGUUCUGUUCGUUUCGGACGAGUGCUCUAGUUGUACCAAAAAAUAUUGCUGUAGAGAUUAAUUUUACCUAGUUUCAUUUGUUCUGUAGUUCAAUUGAAGAUGAUUUCUAAAGUUUUUAAAUAAAUUGAUUUUAAAUGUG
This is a messenger RNA of Anoplophora glabripennis (Asian longhorned beetle), 4267 nucleotides long. RefSeq names its product furin-like protease 2 (gene Fur2). Gene Ontology annotation, cellular component: Golgi membrane; trans-Golgi network. Bases 224 to 3385 code for a protein of 1053 amino acids. The transcript has 14 exons. The record is from RefSeq and is a predicted model, not a curated record. Gene Ontology annotation, biological process: protein processing. Gene Ontology annotation, molecular function: serine-type endopeptidase activity. NCBI's taxonomy places the organism in Eukaryota, Metazoa, Arthropoda, Insecta, Coleoptera, Cerambycidae.